Molecule: messenger RNA, 2444 nt
Organism: Impatiens glandulifera
Lineage: Eukaryota; Viridiplantae; Streptophyta; Magnoliopsida; Ericales; Balsaminaceae
Product: nitrate regulatory gene2 protein
Exons: 5
Coding region: 414-2321 (635 amino acids)
Source: RefSeq, a predicted model, not a curated record
UGGCAAUCUUCACCCACUUUUUCUCUUAACCCUUUGAAAAGCAUUCCAUUUUUUUCUCAUAAACCCUUUAUAGACUUUGAUUUGCCAAGCUUUUGGGUUUUUAGUUUAAUGGUGAAGUAAGUAGCACAUGACGGCUACUACUCUUUCAUUCAUGCUUACACAGUCACAUACACCUCUCCCCGUAUGCUUACUUUUUGUGUGUGUGAAACAGAGAAGAGACACUUGAAGAAGAUGAUGACUGGUUUUCCUUCUUCUCUAACCUCUAGCCGGAUUCCGGUAGCCACAAAGUUCAGAUAAUCCUCCCCCUCUUCAGCGUUUGAAAAGGAGGAGCAUUUCGCUUCUGGGUUUUCAUUUCAUUAGUUGGUUUUUCCCUGUUUCGGAUUUCUGGUUUAGGGUUCUCUCUGUUCUUGUCAAUGGGGGCUUCUGAUUCAAAACCCGGAAAGACUGAACCACUUAUGCUAUGCAAAGAAAGGAAGAGAUUCAUCGAACAAGCGAUUGAUUCGAGGUACGCUUUCGCCGCCGCGCAUGUAUCAUACAUUCAAUCUCUCCGAAACGUCGGCGUCGCUCUCAGGAGAUUUACGGAGGCUGAAGUACAGAAAGAAUCUUCUUCUCUGACCCCAACUUCGACAACCGAAGUUGACAAAACCCCUUCUCAUUCUUCAUACCCAUCACCAUCUCCAUCUCCAUCCAACUUUACUGCUGCCGAUUCCCCUCUUUCACCUCCAGUCUCUAGAUUGAGUUAUAUGAAAUCAUCUGUUGGAAAUUCGGUUUCUGUAAGUGUUGGACCUUGUAAAAAUGGGUACUUAAACCACUCUGAAUCAAUGUCAUUUUCAAUGCCUCCACCACCUCCUCCUCUACCAGAGCCAGGAUCCUCUUGGGAUUACUUUGACCCUUCUGAUGAUCUCGAGAGUUUCAGUUUUAUGAGAAAUGAGGAAUGGGACGUGGAUUUGGAUAAUGUUGAUUCUGAUACGGAGAAGGUUUUGAACAAAUCAUUGGUUCCAUUAGUGGUGAAACCUGCAUUGGAGAAGAAGGAAGUAGAGGAAAGAGAAGAUGCCAGUGAAUUCAUUACUCAUAGGGCUAAGGAUUUUCUUUCUAGUAUUAGGGAUAUUGAUCAUAAGUUCUUUAGAGCAUCAGAAGCAGGAAGAGAAGUUUCUAGGAUGCUUGAGUCUAAUAAAAUUAGGGUUGGAUAUUCUGUUAUGGAUGGGAGGAAAUCUUUAGGAAUAAAUGCAGCUUUUCAACGUUUAUGUUGCUCAAGAAGGAGGCCUGCACUUGUAUCACAUGAGACUUCAAAACCUGGUAUGAAGGUUAUUACAUGGAAGCGAACAACUUCUUCGAGAUCUUCUUCAUCAAGGAACCCUCUAAAAGAUGAUAACGAUGAUAGUGGAAGUGAUUUUAUGGAGGAUUUUGGCAUGAUUGCUGGAAGUCACUCUUCUACUUUAGAAAGAAUGUAUGCUUGGGAGAGAAAACUCUAUGAUGAAGUGAAGGCCAUCGAUUCCAUCCGGAAAGAGUACAAUCGGAAAUGUGAUAAGCUGAGGCAUCAAUUUGCCAAAGGCUUGAAGAGUCAAAUAAUUGAUAAAACGCGGGCAAUUGUGAAAAAUCUCCAUUCACGAACCACGGUUGCUCUCUUCACCGUUGAUUCAAUAUCGAAAAGAAUAGAGAAGAUGCGCGAUGACGAGCUGCUUCCACAGCUUCUCGAACUGAUUCAUGGUUUGAUUAGGAUGUGGAAAUCAAUGUUAGAAUGUCAUCACAGCCAAUACAUAACCAUUUCACUAGCCUACCAUGGAAAAAGCUCAAAAGCUAACGACCCUCAAAUAAUGAUGCUUCUCGAAGAAGAGAUCGAAUGCUUUGGCGUAAGCUUUGUCAACUGGAUUAACUGUCACACUUCAUACAUCGAAGCUCUCAACAGCUGGCUACAACAUUGCGUAUUGAAGCCACCCGAGCAAACGAAGGGAAGAAGAAUGGCAUUCUCCCCACGUCGGCUUGUGGCGCCUCCAAUUUUCAUUCUCUGUCUCGAUUGGCUGGCUGGGAUCAAGGCUUUUCCCUCAAACAACGUGAGUAAAGCUGUUGAAGACUUUCUGUAUCAGCUGAGACUCGAAAUGGAGAAGAGGGCGGUUAGAUAUGAUUCAGUUGAGAAAGAAGAGAAUGUGGUUGAUGGGUUAUCAGGAGACUUAAGGUGUAUACAUACGAGCUUGGCAAAGCUUUUCGAUGGUCUUCAUAAAUUCUCGGAGGCAUCGCUGAAGAUGUAUGAGGAUGUUCGACAAAAGAGUGAAGCUGCUAGAAAUAUCUACUCAAGUUAUAAGCAGCCUGUUGUUAGAUUCUGAUUGAAAUGAUGUUUGCACUUGUAGGAGUGACAUACAAUCUUUGUUUUGAUCUUUGCUCAUAAGAUUGUAUCUAUUAAUUGGAGGAUUUGAGGUAUAGAAUUAGAAGCUUAUGAACUUGAUUUA